AUGUGUCUUGCAUGUCAUUUUAUUGAUCAUGAUCAGAAAUUGCAUAAAAGGAUAAUUAACUUUUUUCCAAUUACAAGUCAUAAGGGUGAGGAUGUGGGUAAAGUAGUUGAAAAGUGUUUGCGUGAUUGGGGCAUUGAUAAUGUUUUCACCAUUACGGUUGAUAAUGCUAGUUCUAAUGCUGUUGUCGUAGGAUACUUGAAAAGAAAGUUAAAUAAUUUGGGUACUAGUAUCUUACAAGGAAAAUAUCUUCAUAUGAGAUGCAUUGCACAUAUCAUUAACAUUAUUGUCACCGAUGGGAUGAAGGAUAUGAAUGAAUCAAUUGCUAAAGUUAGAGGGGCUAUAAGAUAUGUAAGGCAAUCACCAUCUAGGUUGCUCAAAUUUAAAGGUUGUGUUGAAAUGGAAAAGAUUCAAUCGAAUGCUUUGUUGAGAUUAGAUGUGAGCACUAGAUGGAAUUCCACUUACUUGAUGUUAGAUUCAGCUCAAAAGUUUGAGAGGGCAUUUGAGAGAUUUGAAGAAGUUGACCCUAAUUAUAGACAUGAUCUCUUGUUUGGUGAUGGUGUUCCAAAUCAUGAAGAUUGGGAAAGUGUUAGGAAAUUAAGCAUGUUCUUGCAACAAUUUUAUGAUUUUACUGUGAAGAUAUAUGGUUCUUUGUAUGUUACUGCAAAUGUUUAUCUUGAUGAAGUUUGUGAUGUUUAUUCUACUUUACGUGAGUGGUUGAAAAGUAUUGAUUCUGAGUUUAGUUCAAUGGCUAAAAGAAUGGUUGAAAAGUAUGACAAUUAUUGGGGGAAUGUGGAAAAAAUGAAUAUGUUGCUGUAA
This is a messenger RNA of Ipomoea nil (Japanese morning glory), 816 nucleotides long. Its product is annotated as zinc finger BED domain-containing protein RICESLEEPER 2-like. The transcript has a single exon. NCBI's taxonomy places the organism in Eukaryota, Viridiplantae, Streptophyta, Magnoliopsida, Solanales, Convolvulaceae. Bases 1 to 816 code for a protein of 271 amino acids. The record is from RefSeq and is a predicted model, not a curated record. Gene Ontology annotation, molecular function: DNA binding.